Messenger RNA from Pangasianodon hypophthalmus (striped catfish), 3480 nucleotides. RefSeq names its product serine protease 56 (gene prss56). The coding region runs from base 286 to 2247 and encodes 653 amino acids. The record is from RefSeq and is a predicted model, not a curated record. Gene Ontology annotation, molecular function: serine-type endopeptidase activity. Gene Ontology annotation, biological process: proteolysis. The transcript is spliced from 13 exons. Lineage: Eukaryota; Metazoa; Chordata; Actinopteri; Siluriformes; Pangasiidae.
CCUGAGGCUGUAUAUAUCUCCCAAGCAGAAGUGAUGCUCUACUAUUGUUCCUCCAAACACACUUGUGGACAGAUGUCUGGAGUGAGUGAGUGAAUGGGGUAGAUUUGGAAGCAAAAGGAGGUGUGUUGCACUAGCAGAACCCAUGCGUAAUCCCUAGUCUUAACAAAAAGAAGCUGUGUGUGUGUGAGAAAGUGGUUCCACAUUGCGGAGCUAGUUUUUUUCUUUUUCCCUUUUUUCUUUUUUUAUUUAAAGAAGGCCUUACCUAAGGCUAGGUAGUGUGGGACCAUGCUACUGAUGUCACUGCUGGUCCUGAUGCUGACUGGUUGGUGUGCAGCAGCACCUGUGGGAAGAGAAGUCUACAGAAUGCCACAAAGUGUGCUCAAAGCUCUCUCAAAUAGGGGGACAAUGGUGAUGGAGGCAGCAUUGGUCCGUGCUCUUAAUGCCAUAGAUCAGGCGAUAGCAGACAGGAACAGAGCAGAGGCCAGCUGCAUGAGCUGCAUGCCCUGUCUGUUUCAGGACUGUGGACAGCGCUCAGGAACAUGUGGGUCUGCAGAGUCUGUAUUAAUGGAGCCGAGCUGUGAGAUGAUGAGACAAACUCAAAGUUUGCCUGAAGAGGCUGAGAGAAGCUGGGCUCUAAGUCAGAUGUGUGGGUUUUACCAACGUCGCUGCUCUACCACAGAGCUGCACUCUGACUCCUGCAUCAGGAUAAUGGGAGAGAGCUGCAGCUCCAGGCUAUUACAAUGCAGUCUCAUUAACACCAUGCAGAACCUGGAGCCAGCCAGUGAGACCAGGACAGAGGCUUUGUGUGGGCAGAGGGUCUCAGGUGGAAAGACCCUCACACAGCCACACUCACGGAUCAUGGGUGGCUCUCAGGCAUCCCCUGGCAGCUGGCCUUGGAUUGUCAACCUGCAGCUGAAUGGAGCUCUGAUGUGUGGAGGAGUCCUAGUGGACAGCUCCUGGGUCCUCACUGCUGCACAUUGCUUCAUUGGAAGUCAAAGUGAGCAUUACUGGACAGCUGUGGUUGGAGAAUUUGACAUCACUAAGGCUGACCCUGAUGAGCAGGUCAUGAAGGUUAACCGCAUCAUCACACAUCCAAAGUUCAACCCAAAGACAUUUAAUAAUGACAUUGCCCUGGUGGAGCUGAGCUCUCCUGUGGUUUUGUCAGCGCAUGUGAUGCCUGUGUGUUUGCCCUCUGACCCUGAGCCUCCCCCUGGAGCACCAUGUUUGGUGGCUGGAUGGGGCUCGCUUUAUGAAGAUGGUCCAGCGGCUGAUGUGGUGAUGGAGGCGAUGGUUCCUCUGCUGUCUCAUAGCACAUGUAAAAAUGCCCUGGGCAAACAGCUGCUCACCAACACCAUGUUCUGCGCUGGCUACCUGUCCGGAGGUAUCGACUCAUGUCAGGGUGAUUCUGGUGGGCCACUGAUCCUCCAGGACCUUACUUCAGGGAGGUUUCAGUUAUAUGGUAUAACAUCUUGGGGAGAUGGCUGUGGGGAGAAAGGCAAGCCUGGCGUAUACACUCGUGUUGUGGCUUAUAAAGACUGGAUCCUUUCUGAAAUCCAUAAAUCUUUUGGAAGCAGGGAACCCACAUGUGCAGAGCUUCUGAAGACAUCAGAGUUGUCAGAGGAGCAGCGCAUGUCCGAGUUCACCUCACUCUGCCAUUUCUACAUGCUGAGCUGCCCUAUAACCUUGGACCCAUCUGGGUGCCAGCGACUAGCCCAGGACAACUGUCAGAGCCGCUUCAAAAAAUGCCAAUUGCAUUCAUUCCUGCAGACUCUGUUGGAUCUGUUGCAGAGGGCAGAUGAUUAUGUCCGAGAUAAGGUGGACCUGACCUUCUUCACUCAGAGUCUUCCCCAACUGGUGGAACAUGUAUACAAUUCUUCAGUCAACAUACGAACACGACGACAAACCGCAGUGUUUGCUCAAAGGAGACACAGAAGACAGUUGCUUGAUGGACAGAUCCGUGAAGCAAUGUGUCCUGGGGUCGCAGAGUUGGCACAGCAGGUCAUUGUUACGAAGGAGAUGUACAACUGGAUUCUAAACAUCACACCAAGCAACCUCAACAUGAAUUUCCAAGAGGUGCUGGUUGACCUCACCACAAAAAAUGAACAUGGUCUAUAUGAAGCACGCGUCAAAGCAACUAUAGGUGGACAUCUGUUGACCUUCUACAGCCUUGUGGGCUUGGAAAAUGAUUCAUUUUUUAGGAGCAUGCCACACAUCAUUGCUCUAGCACUUGAUGCACUUAAAACUUAAAGAGGAAUGUAAACAAAUAUACACUUCACUCUGCAGUCUGUAUUGGUGUGGACAGUGGGUGUUAAUCACCCAAUCUUGAAUCCAGCACUAUCUGGAUCCAGUAUAAUUUCACUUGUUUCAAGUGACAUACAGCAGUAAACUUCAUUGACGUCUUCUUCAUGGGCAUGUAACUUGCUAGAGAAAAGUUACUCACUAUUAUUUGAAGGCUCCUCCCUUCAACAGCUGGCAGAACUGAUUCAAGUGAUGCAUUUUGUCCACAGAAUUCUGCAGCCUGAGACAUCAGACUAGGUGUAAAUUAUAAUGUUUCAUAAAGUAAAGAAAUUUCAGCAGCAUAUUAGCUGACAGAGAGAUGAUCGCUUCUUGAAGUAUUCUUCAGUAGUCAUAUUAUAGGGGAAGUGCCACAUUUUGGGGAACAGCGUGUCCAAAACGUUUAAUAGUUUAUUUUAAAGACUUUUAAUAUAAAUACUUAUACAUUAUGUCAGACACUGAGCAGGGUUCUAUGAGUUGGAACUAGCUGGGACUUGGAGUUGUUCUAGAACUGAUGUUCUGAUGUUCAUAUUUUUCACUGAAAGUAUUUCUAUGGGUCUUGUGACCCAUAUGGAUCGUGUGUCCUUAAUUUAUUCAUUGCAAUACAGGAGAGGUGGAACCUCUUUUUGAACUGGACUGAUGUCAUUUUUUUUUAUUUAUUUAUUUUAUAGAUAAGACCACUUCAUAUUUUUGUAAAAAUAAAAAGAAAGAAAGAACAGAAUGCAAAUUAAAUUCCUGUGAAUAAAUUCUUACAUUUUCAGUCAGACUAAAGUGCUUAAUCUGCUGAAACACAGUAUGAGGAUGUCUGGUUAAAUUAAAUCAGAAGUAUAAUCAGAACAUUUAUAAUGUUACAACAUGCACCUUGGAAAUACUGCACCAGCAGUAUCAUUUCCCCCUUUUUACUAUCUUUAUUUGCAGCACUGCACUCUGUUGAUCCUGUAAUGUAUCACACACCCAAUGAAAGAAGCAAUAAACACAUUUCAAUCACUGUUUAGCUGUUUAGUCUCACACAGCAGUGUGAAGAACUUUUUUACAUGGAUUACAUAAUUAAGAGGAGUAACUUCUAAGUGUUUUUUUUCUCUCAGUGGCCUUGGUGGAACAUUAGGUACAUUAAACUCAGUGCUGUAGUACUGUAUUAACAAAUUGUGCUUCAUGAGGUGGGGCCAUUGGAGCAGGGCCUGGUCGAACCUGAGGGUAAAGGGGUGC